CAUCCCCUCAAGUUCCAUUCUCCGUUUCUCCGUCUUCCUUUCCCCGUUUUUCUUCUCUCUCUCAAUCUCUUUCAUGUGAGGGUAGAACCACAACAAAACACAAACCACACACUCUCCUAACUCGAGGUUAUUUUUUUCUUUCCCCAAAGAGGCAUGAGUUGCAACGGGUGCCGCGUCCUUCGAAAGGGUUGCAGCGAGUCUUGUAUUCUGCGGCCGUGUCUACAGUGGAUCGAUACGCCCGAAGCACAAGGCCAUGCCACUGUCUUCGUUGCCAAAUUCUUCGGUCGUGCCGACCUCAUGUCCUUCAUUUCUAACGUCCCCGAACCCCAAAGGCCCGCUCUGUUUCAAUCUCUGUUGUUCGAAGCGUGUGGAAGAACAGUGAACCCUGUCAACGGUGCUGUGGGACUUUUGUGGACCGGAAACUGGCACGUGUGCCAGGCGGCGGUUGAGACGGUGCUCCGUGGCGGCACCGUCAGGCCCAUGCCGGAGCUUCUCGGCCUAGACGCUCCCACUCCCACCACCGAUGACGCCUCCGAAGGAGAAGUUACCUGUACCGACAAGUGGAGAGUCCGAGAUCCGAACCCGAAUUUCCGGUUCCCGGGUUCGAGGUCCGAUAAGGGUAGUUCCGGCGGUAAACGCAAGCGAUUUGAAGAGCUCGCCAAGCUUCAGACGGCGACGACGGAUCUCAAUCUCCGGCUGACGCCGAGUUUUCUGCAGAACGCGGCGAACUUCGGCUGCCGGCAGGAAAUUCGCUGGCCGGGAUCUCCGUCGAUGAACUCCGAGGAGUCCGGGACGACGACAGCGUGUUUGGAGAGCGGGAUCGGAGAUCACUACGCUCCCGACGGAGACCGGAAAGUGCUGAACCUUUUCAUUUGAGAGUUCUCUUUCUCUAAGUUUCGUGUUUGAGGGUUCUCGCUGACGCGUCUUUUUGCCUUUUUUUUUAAAAAAACGCUUUAUUUUGAGAAAGAGGUUUUCCCGGAAUUGAAUCCGGUGAGAUUUUGUAAGAAUAGCGGCACAGGAUUUUUCUCUCUGUUGUUCUUUCUAGACAGGGAGAGAAAGAUGAGGGUUAGUCGGUGAUAAAUUUUUUUUUCCUUUUGAUCUAUCAAACAUGUUAUGAUGGUGGGACUGGACAUGAAUGAUGAAUAUUAAAUAACUAAAUACAUAGUUCUUCUAUUUUCAUCGAUA
Molecule: messenger RNA, 1185 nt
Organism: Glycine soja
Lineage: Eukaryota; Viridiplantae; Streptophyta; Magnoliopsida; Fabales; Fabaceae
Product: LOB domain-containing protein 38-like
Exons: 2
Coding region: 154-876 (240 amino acids)
Biological process (GO): regulation of gene expression
Source: RefSeq, a predicted model, not a curated record